AAUUUGUAGGUCCAUAUGAUUCAAUCCAGUUCUUCAAUAAGCCAAGAUUCCCUAGAUCUUCCAAGCAUUCUUUCAACUUUCUCUGCUGACGAACCUGAAGACGAGCCGUCGCCUACUGCUGUAAAAUCAACAAAACCCCAACGCCCAACUGAAUGCCUGAUUUGUGGAAACUCAGCAAAUGGUCAUCACUAUGACGUGGCAUCGUGCAAUGGAUGCAAGACGUUUUUCCGAAGAAUGUGCGUGUCAGAUCGGAGUUUCGAAUGUAAAGCAAAAGGAGAUUGUUUUGAUUUAACAAAACGAAAAGUGCCUCUAAAAUGCCGUGCAUGCCGCCAUCAAAAAUGCAUAUCUGUCGGAAUGAACCCCCUUGCAAUGGAAGUUGAUGAGAAAGCAGCGUCGUCGUCAAACUUUAAGAAACUAGUGAAACGAGCGCAGGAUCUAGAGCCGGAUGAUGACUGUCAAGUGACGGCUGUUGUUAAUAAAAUGCAAAUUGUAAAACCAGUCGAUUCUAUAGAAAGCAAAAUGCAAAACAUAACCGACAUGCUGGUUUACUUGGAGACAAAAGUUGAAAGAUUUCGAAAAUCCGCGUAUAACCCGCAUUGGAAUGAGUUCAGCGGGCUGGAGUACCUGCUGGAGUCGGAGUGUAGGAUCGGAUUUGGCGAUAGAUUCGGGCCUAUGCCCGGAUGGCCUCUUCGAAGGGAUCAGCUAGGUCCGCCAAGACUACCGAAACCACCAUCCCCAGGGAAACCGAGAGACUCACAACACAGUCAAAACAUAAAACAAUGGUUCUUCUACAAUUUACUGACAACUGUCGAAUACGCCAAAACGUUCAUGUUCUUUCAUCGACUCAGCUCUCGAGACAAGCUGAUUCUAACUAGGCACGUGGCAUUGGCUUGUACGAACCUUCAUAUCUCGUACUCAUCGAUUAGAAGGAAUUUAGAGGUUAUCAUUGAGCCUGACGGAUCGGAACCCAUGACUUUCAACGAUACCCAUUAUUCGGCUUCUGUGAUGUCUGUUGCACCGUUGAUCCGUUGUCAAAUUAAAAAUAUUGAAUAUUUGUUACUGAAAGCCAUUGUAUUAUGUAAUCCAGCCGUCCCCGAUCUCUCCGCCAAAUCCCAGGAAAUCAUCUCACUGGAGCGAGUAAAAUAUGCAGAUGCUCUUUUUAAUUAUUGUCUCCGAAGCCGGUCUGAUGGUCCCCCGCAUUUCGCCCAAUUAAUUCAAAUUAUUGAUGUUCUCGAACGUCAGCAGAGAAUGCAAAAGGAUUUGCAUCUACUUCUCGUGGCUCCGAAAGUAGCGAAAUUGCCAAAGGAUCUUGUAAUGCGAGUUAUAGAAGAUAUAAUGGACUCGUAAAUAUUUAAUAAUUCGAGUUCUCUCACUAGUGAGAAUAAAAGUGAAUAAAUGGGAAAUGUACAUAUUAGUUAACAAAAAUCAAUAAAAAUUACA
Messenger RNA from Caenorhabditis elegans, 1440 nucleotides. RefSeq names its product Nuclear hormone receptor family member nhr-60 (gene nhr-60). Gene Ontology annotation, cellular component: nucleus. NCBI's taxonomy places the organism in Eukaryota, Metazoa, Nematoda, Chromadorea, Rhabditida, Rhabditidae. Gene Ontology annotation, biological process: intracellular receptor signaling pathway; regulation of DNA-templated transcription. The transcript is spliced from 7 exons. Gene Ontology annotation, molecular function: DNA-binding transcription factor activity; RNA polymerase II cis-regulatory region sequence-specific DNA binding; sequence-specific DNA binding. The coding region runs from base 16 to 1347 and encodes 443 amino acids. The record is from RefSeq and is marked reviewed.